Cercocebus atys (sooty mangabey) is the source of this 1348-nucleotide messenger RNA. RefSeq names its product N-6 adenine-specific DNA methyltransferase 1 (putative) (gene HEMK2). Gene Ontology annotation, cellular component: eRF1 methyltransferase complex. The record is from RefSeq and is a predicted model, not a curated record. The transcript has 5 exons. Gene Ontology annotation, molecular function: S-adenosylmethionine-dependent methyltransferase activity; nucleic acid binding; protein methyltransferase activity. The coding region runs from base 776 to 1348 and encodes 190 amino acids. Gene Ontology annotation, biological process: methylation. NCBI's taxonomy places the organism in Eukaryota, Metazoa, Chordata, Mammalia, Primates, Cercopithecidae.
CAAAUUAAAAAAAAGAGCUGUAAAAAUGUUUCGUUGGGAAACAAAUUUCAGAAAUCGACUCAAAAAGAAUGCAAGUACUUGAACAGUCUAAUAACUUAUAAAUGUUUCAAAACAUCAAAGAUCCAUCUACUCAAAAAGGCACCAAGCCCAGCCAGUUUUAAGGUUUUCUACCUAAUGUUCCAGAAACAGUGUCCUAACUCAUACAAUGAGGGUAGCGUAAUCUUGGUAAAAAACAGAGCCAGAUUAUUAGCCCCCCAAAUUCAGCAGUGUAUUAAACCGCAUCAUCUUGCUUAAGGUUUAUAAAAAGAGUGCAUUCAUGAUUCAUCAGGAAAGCAAUUUAUAAAGUACAGUAAAAAAAAUCAAACGAGAAAAGUCUUCAUCUUUAUAGCGUAAAGCUUAAAGUUCAGCUGACAAAAAAAAGUAAAAUUUAUUAUGUAUUUUUUCCAAAUCCUUGCAAAUUAGGAGUAAAACAGAAUUUCUAAAUAUUAGUAGAAUGAAGAACAUUUACCUUAGUCAAAAACAACUCAGAAUGCCCACUAUCAGGUUCUAGUUAACAGAAUAAAAUUUAAAUGUUCCAAAGGAGAAAGUAAAUGUCAAUAGUUACGGAUUACACAACUGUCUACUUAGAAAUUUCAAGGAGGUCCCCAGACAAAUUUAGAUAUAAGACCGAAGAACACUCCGGUCGCCCGGAACUCCAGCCCCACUCCCAGACCGCCGCUUGAGGGGAUGCGCAGGCGCGCGUCCUGCGCAGGCGCGCAGAACGCAGUGAAGGACUAUGGCGAGCCAGCGCUUCCCUACGCCGUUCCACGGGCACGUGGGCCGCGGCGCCUUCAGCGACGUGUACGAGCCCGCGGAGGACACGUUUCUGCUUCUGGACGCGCUCGAGGCAGCAGCUGCCGAGCUGGCGGGAGUGGAAAUAUGCCUAGAAGUAGGGGCAGGGUCUGGUGUAGUAUCUGCAUUCCUAGCCUCUAUGAUAGGUCCUCAGGCUUUGUACAUGUGCACUGAUAUCAACCCUGAGGCAGCAGCUUGUACCCUAGAGACAGCACGCUGUAACAAAGUCCACGUUCAACCAGUUAUUACAGAUUUGGUCAAAGGCUUGCUACCAAGAUUGAAGGAAAAAGUUGAUCUUCUGGUGUUCAAUCCCCCCUAUGUAGUGACUCCACCUGAAGAGGUAGGAAAGUCACGCGGGAAUAGAGCAGCUUUUGGGCUGGCCACGGUGACAGAAAAUGGUCGGGAGAGUCAUGGACAGGUUUUUCCCCCUGGUUCCAGGAUCUCCUUCACCAAGAGAUUAUUCUAUUGUUACAUUAAAAAAACAACCAGGUUAAUACAGACCAAUUUGAUUCGUUAA